Myripristis murdjan (pinecone soldierfish) is the source of this 1198-nucleotide messenger RNA. Its product is annotated as N-acetyltransferase family 8 member 3. The record is from RefSeq and is a predicted model, not a curated record. The transcript is spliced from 2 exons. Lineage: Eukaryota; Metazoa; Chordata; Actinopteri; Holocentriformes; Holocentridae. Bases 68 to 841 code for a protein of 257 amino acids. Gene Ontology annotation, molecular function: N-acetyltransferase activity.
AGUGAGGAGGGGGAGCCGCAGUGUUAAGUGCUUCAGAGUGAGAGAGCGAAGAGGGAAAAGAGUCAGCAUGGCACAGAAAAACAACUUUCAGUACUCCAUCAGGAAGUACACGCCUGCAGAUGAACAAGCAGUCAUCUCCCUCUUUCGCACUGGGAUUCUUGAACACGUAUAUCCAGCCUUCUUCAAGGCUUUGAGCCACCCAGACCACAUUGGCAUUGCCCUGAGUAUUUCCAUGGCCGGCUACGUGCUGGGAGGCAGCUCCUACUUCCAAGCUCUACUUUUUGGUGGUGCGUGGGCCGGCCUCAUUUAUUACUGCUGCCAUGAGAUCUAUGAGGGCUACAUGUUGAGGAGGCUGAGCACAGACAUGGCUAACAUUCAAACCAGCUACCUGGAUAACCCAGACAACAGUUUCUGGGUGGCAGAGGCAAACAUCAAUGGCCAGUCCAAGGUGGUCGGGAUGAUGGCGGUGAUGGGGAAAAGGGGGGAGAGCAUCGAGGCUGUGAGGUGCGAUGAGUGGAACGGAAGAGUGGUGGGAGGGUUGUCUGAGAUCGCCCAAGAUGCUGGAGAUGGAAGUUACGGCGAGUUGCCCCAUAUGGUUGUGUCAUUUCAAGGCCGCCGCAAAGGCCUUGGCUCCCAGCUGAUCCAGAAAGCCUUGGAUUUCUGCAAGGAGCGCGGCUACAGCCGCCUGGUUCUGGACGUCAGCUCACCACAGAUGGCAGCCAUCUCCCUGUACCAAAAGUUAGGCUUUGUUCAAACUGGCUGCCACAGCAAGACACACACCAAUCGCUGGUUCUCCAAGCUGGCUCGAAUAAGCGUUAUGCGAAUGGAAAAGUUCAUUUAAUGUAAACUGGACUGUAACCUCUCCGCUGAGACAGCUCUAACAGCACAUUAAGCACAUUUCACAGUUAAUUCAAACAGUUUUUGGUCAUUUUAUGCAAAAAAAUAUUCAGUUGCAUGGUAACUGGUCACUCAUGUCUCAAGCUCACCAUUACAGCACAGAUCUCACUAUCUUUAUGUUUCCUCUUGCCUUGAUGUACAAUAUGCACACCUGCAGUUCAAUGCCAACAACAUUCCAUCUGUUUGUCAAAUUAAUUUAUGAGAUAUGUAUGGAUGUACACCUGCGAAAAAAAAUCUUAGUCGGAUACUUUGUGAACUAUAUCGCUGGGCAUUAAAUGGAAUAAACAAUAUUCGCACCCAA